Pseudonaja textilis is the source of this 2671-nucleotide messenger RNA. RefSeq names its product islet cell autoantigen 1 (gene ICA1). Gene Ontology annotation, biological process: regulation of transport. Lineage: Eukaryota; Metazoa; Chordata; Lepidosauria; Squamata; Elapidae. Gene Ontology annotation, cellular component: Golgi apparatus. Gene Ontology annotation, molecular function: protein domain specific binding. The record is from RefSeq and is a predicted model, not a curated record.
CAAGGCCGUUCUCCUGUCAGGCGGAGGCUUUGUGACGCUCCCCGCGCUGGAACACCUGGAGCCACCGCGGUGGCCAGCGAGUGACGCGACGACACUCAACGGGAGGGAAAUCUGUGGCGUCCCGGCAGUGGGCUCUCAGAGGAAGGCAAGGGGCGAUCGAGCGACAUGAGGGCACCCCGGUGAGGAGGAGCCACCGUGUCGGAGCGGGUCGCGCGCAACCGCCACGGCUUAUCCUCUUCCCCGCAGAACCGCGGACGAGGGUCCUGUGAAGCAGUGAUUUGCCCAAAGCUGAGCAGAGGCUUGCAGUCAAUUUCAGGAUUUGAAAAAUAUUUUAAAAACAUGGACAGCCAUAAAUACAGUUAUUCAAGGGAAUUUUAUGAUCGAUAUGCUCAAGGCCAAGACAAAUCUGUGGUAAAUAAAAUGCAGCAGAAAUAUUGGAAAACAAAACAAACCCUUAUCAAAGUCACUGGAAAAAAAGAGGAUGAGCAUGUAGUGGCCUCAGAUGCAGAUCUGGAUGCUAAACUGGAACUAUUCCAUUCAAUUCAGAGAACUUGUAUGGAUUUACUUAAAGCAAUUGAACAUUAUCAAAAAAGGAUUUGUUUUCUGUCUCAGGAAGAAAAUGAAUUGGGAAAAUUUCUCCGAUCUCAGGGUUCUCAGGAUAAAACAAGAGCAGGCAAGAUGAUGCAAGCUACCGGAAAGGCACUCUGUUUUUCUUCUCAGCAAAGACUGGCAUUGCGCACUCCUUUGUGCAGACUGUACCAAGAAGUGGAGACAUUUAGAUACAGAGCUAUUUCUGAUACAUGGUUGACAGUCAACCGAAUGGAACAAUGUCGGACUGAAUACCGAGGAGCUCUGUUAUGGAUGAAAGAUGUUUCUCAAGAACUGGAUCCUGAUCUUUAUAAGCAGAUGGAAAAAUUUAGGAAGGUUCAAGCACAAGUCCGUCAUACAAAAUUGAAUUUUGACAAAUUGAAAACUGAUGUCUGUCAGAAAGUGGAUCUUCUUGGAGCAAGUAGAUGUAAUCUUCUGUCUCACAUCCUUACAACAUACCAGACAACUCUUCUUCAUUUUUGGGAAAAAACAUCUCAUACCAUGGCAGCUAUCCAUGAAAGUUUCAAAGGUUAUCAGCCAUACCAAUUCACUAUGUUGAAGAACUUACAAGAACCUGUAAAUAAAUUAAUAGAAAAUGAAGAAAAGGAGGAGGAACUGCAUCAUACCAAAUCAGAGGAUGAUCAACAGAGUCAGUUGAUAUCGUUAGAUGAUGAAAGCAACACCAACGAAACAGCCAACUCAGCAGAAGAUGCUAAUGACAUGCUGAGUACUUUUGGAGAGAACUUCAAUCACAGAGAAAAUUCAGAAGUUAUGGAUCACUUAUUAGAAUUGAAGCAUGGAGAAAAUGCAGUAUCAAAGGACCAGCUUGUGAGCUCCCUAGAACCUGAACCUACUGAUAAGAAUGACAUGGUAUUGUUAAAUGAGAUUCUCAAUGCAUCUUCUUUGGAUGAUGGCGAAUUCAGCAGGGAAUGGGUAGCUGUCUUUGGAGAGGUUACCCUUGCUGACACAGGGGCAAACUCUUCUGUGGGAGAAAUUGAGAGCAGUCAAUCACCAUCAGGCUUCCUUCCUUCUCAGCUUUUAGACCAAAACAUGAAUAAUUUGCAACGUUCUCUUCAAGGCUGGGGAGCCAGCAGCAUUAACCCAUCACCUGCAGUGCAGACAGGACAGAAAUCCAACAGCUUCAACCCAAAUGUCAACAAGACACCAAUGAAAGAAGCUGGAAGUUCUUCUAAAGAUUUAACAGCUUGGUUUAGCCUCUUUGCUGAUCUGGACCCUUUGUCCAACCCAGAUGCUGUUGGGAAAACAGAUAAAGAACAUGAAUUGCUCAAUGCAUGACUUGUCUACCUAUGGUAAAUCUCUAUUCACCAAUCAUUAACACUGUCUUGGAGGUUUAAGAAAAUUUAAAACUGAACCAAUGCAUUGUUGUACGACUUCUCAGUUUUGUGCCAUUCUAAUAAAAUCACAGGAUUGACCUUUCCCUUUCUAUAGGUUACAAUUAUUAGCUCUUGUUUAUAUAAACAGUUUACACCCAUUUUUGUAAGUAGAUGUACUGAAUGAAAUUUUGGUUUAAAGAGAAUUGCUAAGUAGAUUAGUGUACUUGAUGUCACUUGAUUAUCUUGACAGCAGUCACAUGGUAAUAAAAAGAUAAAAUGUAAAAGAAAGGUUAUUUUUGUAUAUUUAUUCUUUGCCUAAAUCAGAAAAGAAAAUCAUAUAAUUGGAAGUUGCAUGGAUUGAAUCAGGAAGACAAUAAUGUGUAAUAAAUGCAGAAUAUAAACUAAAUUUCUAUUCUUAGUAUCAAUAAUGAAAAAUCUAUACUUUGGGACUAAUCAUAAGAAAAUUAUAGUUGAGUAUGAAUCUUCUGCUCACUCUCUGAUUUUAAAUUAUUAAAUAGCAUGGCAUAAGUUCAAAUCCACUGCCAAGACUACAUACUUUUAGAGUGUUCUUUUGUGCCAGCAGUUUCUGCUAUAAAAGAGACUAGAUUUUUAUUGCCUUUGCCACCAUGUGCAUUCAUGAUAAUCUUCGUUUCUUCUAUAAGCCUCUUUUCAUUGUAGCUGGUUUCAUACAACCAUAUUCUUAAGCCUGUUGUAACACUCUUCUUUAAUAAAGAUGGUUUUGACAAAAA